Molecule: messenger RNA, 653 nt
Organism: Cladocopium goreaui
Lineage: Eukaryota; Dinophyceae; Suessiales; Symbiodiniaceae
Source: the annotation of a GenBank genome assembly
UCUUAAAGUCACUAUAACCUCCUUGCAUCAUGGAUCAGUUGGGUCAGCUCCCUCCUGGCUUUGAUCGGUCCGAUCCGUUUGGGCAGAAAAAGACAACUCUCUUCGCCGGAACCUUUCGGCCGCAACGCAGCAAAUCUGCGAAAUUGGUUGCAGAGGCAUCCUUGCGCACACCGAAUGGCCUUUCGCCCAAGGAUGGUGGCAACAGAAGUCGACCAGACACAAGUCGUCCUGUCACUGGAAGUGAUGGUGCCGAUGCGGGGCUCGAUGACAUGUGGGAUGCUUUGUCCAUUUUCUCCUUGAGGGACCAUGUCAGCAGUCUUCUUCAGCAGCCCCUACCAACGAGAGGCGAAGGCAUCAAGGACUAUGCCAAAGAGAGCAGCAUAGGGCCUCUGCCUGUACCACCGCCACAUUUGAGCAAGACGCCUUCAGAGGUUCAUGGAAACUACGUCUAUAGCCAGCAGCUAGAAGCGGGCAUCAGGGGCGCGCAGGCCUCUGAACUCUGGCGAGGUUUCCAAAAGAAUGACCAGACAGAGUUCAAUGAAGCAAGGGUGCACAUGGGGCACAUCAUGCGCAAGUGACCGCCAUGGGGCGACUGCGUGUUGUUCCAUCGUGGAGUUUGCUAUCCGAGUACAGGUCUUGUUCAUGCUUGCCAG